Hymenoscyphus albidus is the source of this 2080-nucleotide messenger RNA. The record is from the annotation of a GenBank genome assembly. Lineage: Eukaryota; Fungi; Ascomycota; Leotiomycetes; Helotiales; Helotiaceae.
UCCAUCCAAUCCACCUCCGCGAUCCACACAACCAAUCGACCCGAACGGAACCGCAAAGAUGCCCAAACGAUCGAUUGACGAGUCGGGGCUGCCAAAUGGUGAGAAUAAACGGAAGAAGAGUAAGAGCAAGUCGGUUCCAAUUGCUGAGGGUGCAAAUGGUGCGGUAGAGGAGGGAAAAGAGAGUAAAGCUGAGAGAAAGGAGCGAAAACGGCAGAAGAAGUUGAAGAAGGCUGCUGCGGAAGCUGAAGCUGCUGGGGAGGAAGAGGAGAAGGGAGAGGAGCCAAAGGAGGAAGAGAAGGAAUUGACUGAGGAGGUUGGGGAGGAUGUAGAUGAGAAGAAAGUCGCGAAAGCUGCGAAGAAGGCCGAGAAAGCUAGACUGAAGGCUCUGAAGAAAGCAAACAAGGAGACGAAUGGGGAGACGAAUGGAGAAUCCGAACCUGCGCAGGUUGAUAUCGCGAAAAUCGGGGUCUCGACAAGUAACGAGCUUUAUACUGAGAGUCCUGAUCUCACGGCCCUCCCACAAGCUGAUAUCGACAAGUUCCUGAAGGAUAACUAUAUCUCGAUCAAGGAUCCGUUGGCGGAAACGAUGUCCCUACGCCCGAUCGUCAAGUUCGAAUACCUACCUAUUACCGAUCCCAAGCAAUUGCAGCCGUUCAAGGCUUUCAAAGCUCCGACUGCUAUCCAGGCUGCGGUUUGGCCAUAUCUUUCGGCGGGGAGAGAUGUGAUUGGUGUUGCGGAGACGGGAUCAGGGAAGACGAUGGCGUUUGCGGUUCCUUGUGUGAGACAUAUUUUGUCGCUGGCUGGGGGCAAGAAUAGAGGUGCGCGCGCGGUGAUUGUUGCGCCGACGAGAGAAUUGGCCAUGCAGAGUUAUGAGCAGAUUAUGAUUUUGGCCAAAGUCUCCGGACUACAGGCUGUUUGUGUGUAUGGUGGUGUACCCAAAGAUGAGCAGAGGAGAAUGCUGAAGACGGCGGAUAUUGUUGUUGCUACGCCGGGACGCUUGAACGAUUUGAUCAAUGAGGGGUGUGCGAACCUGGGGAAUGCGAAAUAUGUUGUACUUGACGAGGCUGAUCGGAUGCUCGAUAAAGGGUUUGAGGAGGAGAUUCGAAAGAUCAUCAAUACGACUUCCAAGGAACGACAAACCCUCAUGUUCACAGCUACAUGGCCUGAAUCUGUCCGAGCCCUCGCCUCAACAUUUAUGAAAACCCCUCUCAAAGUCACAAUUGGAGAUAACCCCACUGGCGAUCUCCGAGCAAACACCAGAAUCGUGCAAAAAGUCGAAGUCGUCGACCCAAGGAACAAGGAAUUCCGCGUCCUCCAACUGCUCAAAGAGCACCAAAGCGGCGCGAAGAAAGACGACCGCAUCCUCGUCUUCGCACUCUACAAAAAAGAAGCCACCCGCAUCGAGCAAUUCAUCCGCUCCAAGGGGUUCCGCGUUGCAGGUAUCCACGGGGAUUUAUCUCAGGAGCAGCGUACCCGGAGCUUGGAGGCGUUCAAGAGCGGUAACACACCGAUUCUGGUCGCUACUGAUGUUGCGGCCAGAGGACUGGAUAUCCCCGCUGUGAAGCUGGUCAUUAAUUGUACGUUCCCGCUUACGGUGGAGGAUUAUGUGCAUAGAAUUGGACGGACGGGACGGGCUGGGAAGGAUGGGUUGGCUAUUACGCUGUUUACGGAGCAUGAUAAGGCGCAGAGUGGAUCGUGAGUUCUCUCUCUUUUUUCAAUCUGAGUGAGCUAUUUGGGUUUUUGCUAAUGAUUUUCUAGUUUGAUCAAUGUUUUGAAGGCAGCGAAUCAGCCUGUUCCUGAUGAGUUACUCAAGUUCGGUACGACGGUCAAGAAGAAGGAGCAUAGCGCGUACGGAGCAUUCUACAAAGACACCGAAGGUGCGGAUAAGAAGGCUACGAAGAUUACUUUUGAUUAGAGGAGACUUAGAUAUACCCCAUCUGACUAUUCUCGUUUUGUACUUCCCCUCAUGGUUCGGUAGAGUUGUAAGAGGUAGACUCGUUCGGAUAUUGCUCUGUGGGUUGGGGUUUGUUAGUUAGCUGUUUUCGUGUAGAAAAGAGUAAAAGAAGAGAAAGGAAUAGAG